Molecule: messenger RNA, 2355 nt
Organism: Chaetomium strumarium
Lineage: Eukaryota; Fungi; Ascomycota; Sordariomycetes; Sordariales; Chaetomiaceae
Product: autophagy protein atg15
Exons: 4
Coding region: 161-2050 (629 amino acids)
Biological process (GO): neutral lipid catabolic process; piecemeal microautophagy of the nucleus; multivesicular body membrane disassembly
Cellular component (GO): membrane
Molecular function (GO): glycerophospholipase activity
Source: RefSeq, a predicted model, not a curated record
GUCGUCGUCAUCUGGGUACAUUCAACGACUCACGCGGUCUUGCCCUUUCCCAUUCCUUUUAUUGCCCCGAUGGACUGACCAGCGACAAAACAUCCAUAACCCAUCUCCAGACGCUUCCACGGCGGCUGUUCUAGUGUCGACACAUACAUACGCAUUUGGCAUGUUGCCGAGGAGGAAGCAGGCGGGUGCGACGUGCACUUCCGCCGGCCGAGUCACCGCCCAACUGCUGCUGUCCUUCCUCGCCCUAUCAGCAACCCCCAUCUCGGCCGCGGGCAACACCAGAUCAGACGCGCAGUUUGUUCUCCCCAUAGAUGCUUCGCCGAUAGCGCCCCUCAUACCGGAACCGCCAGCCCCUGCAGAACAUACUUUCACCCUCCGCCACAUCUACCAUCAUGGCACGUACAAGCAUCCGCACCUCCAUCGAAAACUAGAUGUCGAUACACAAGGUGCCGAUGUAUGGUUGGCGGCCGAGGAUGGCUACGAGGCCGAGCGCGUUGGCGCCCUGCGAGCGCGAAGCAAUGCGAUCCGGAUACAGCGGCUGGUCGACCGGCGGCCAAGCGCGGUGGACCCAAUCGUUGCCGAGGCCCGGCAGCGGGGAUUUGUUUCCGUGCUCUCACCGUCGGCAUGGACGGUCGAUGAUGUUCCCGGGCCCAACGUCACCGACAAGGACACCGUCCUGACGCUGGCGUUGAUGGCGGCGGACGCCUAUGUGGAGAAACCGGGCGAACCAGACUGGGAGGACGUCGGAGGGCCGUUCAACCGGAGCGCUGACUUUGGCUGGGAAGGCGAUGGGCUGCGGGGCCAUGUCUUCGCGGAUGAGACCAACUCCACCAUUGUCAUCGGGCUGAAGGGGACAUCACCCGCUGUCUUCGAUGGCGAUGGCACCACCACGAACGACAAGGUGAACGACAACCUCUUCUUCAGCUGCUGCUGCGCUCAGCAGGGGCCGUGGACAUGGCACCAGGUUUGCGACUGCGCAACCGGGACCUACACUUGCAACAACACGUGCGUCGCCCAAGCACUGCGCGAUGAGAAUCGGUACUACCAGGCGGCGCGUGAACUCUACUCCAACGUCACGGAGCUCUAUCCCAACUCAAACGUCUGGGUUACGGGGCACUCGCUGGGCGGGGCCGUUAGUUCUUUCAUCGGUCUCACGUAUGGAGUACCGGUCGUUACGUUCCAAGCGGUACCCGAUGCCUUGGCGGCAGGAAGGCUGGGUUUGCCUGUACCUCCAGGGGCCGACCCGGACGCACCUCAGACAAGAGAAUACACCGGGGCGUACCACUUCGGCCAUACAGCUGAUCCGAUCUAUGUCGGCACCUGCAAUGGAGCUACGGCGUCAUGCUCUUUUGGAGGAUAUGCUUUGGAGUCAUCCUGCCAUACAGGCCGAGAGUGCGUUUACGACACGGUGGGCGACAAGGGCUGGCGUGUCGGCAUUGGCACGCACAAGAUCCGGGCUGUCAUCCGCGACGUGAUCUUGAAGUACGACACGGUGCCCGAGUGCAAAUUUACACCUGAGUGCAGGGACUGUGGCAAGUGGAAGAUGUACGAGAGCAACGGGACCGAGACUACUACGACCUCGAGUGCUCCGACAUCAACCACCAAGACCCGCACCCGUACAGAGACGUGCAAGACACCGGGUUGGUGGGGCUGCUUAGACGAGACGACUACCACGACUGGUACCGAAACGUCCAAGUUCACCACGACAUCAUCCACCACUACCUGUCAUACUCCGGGCUGGUUUGGGUGCAAGGACAAGACGACCACAGCCACUACUACGACGCCUACCACGUCCACCACACCCACUGCCACCAGUACGACGUGCGAGACACCAGGCCGUUUCUGGGGGUGCAAUGACGAAGCAACGACAGAGACGGCCAUCACGAUGACAACAACAGCAACCAGAGAGCAGAGCACCAUCACCUCUCCGCCAAGCAUGCCCGCGCCAACAUCGUCGCCCUCAGCAGCCCCCACCUGCGUCGACCGGGCUUGGUAUGGGUGGUGUCGGGAAUGGGAAGGCGAUGAGAGUGGCAGUAAUGAGGAUAUGUAAGAAGAUCUGGAGCGGAUGUGUUUUGUGCUUAGUCUGGGUUGGGUAUUGGGCGCGCAUGGAGUUCUAUACAGAUCAGCUUCCGAUCAGCAACACCGAAGUUGGGGCUUUGCAUAGCAUACAUACACACUACAGGGAGUUCCGUCGAAUGCUGGUUUGAUCUUUGAAAAGAUGAGUAACAUACAGGGUGUUCUGCUUUUCUCGCAGGGGGAUGUUACGGGUGUUUUAUACUCAGUAUAUUUUCUAGCAAGUGUUGAUAGCAAGAAGCACUUAUACACGACGGAGACACUUACAAGCACACCCACAGA